This is a messenger RNA of Camelus dromedarius (Arabian camel), 4221 nucleotides long. Its product is annotated as zinc finger protein 256-like. Gene Ontology annotation, molecular function: RNA polymerase II cis-regulatory region sequence-specific DNA binding; DNA-binding transcription factor activity, RNA polymerase II-specific. The record is from RefSeq and is a predicted model, not a curated record. Lineage: Eukaryota; Metazoa; Chordata; Mammalia; Artiodactyla; Camelidae. The transcript is spliced from 3 exons. Gene Ontology annotation, biological process: regulation of DNA-templated transcription. Bases 246 to 2225 code for a protein of 659 amino acids.
CACGUAGUGGGCGUCAUUUUGAACGUGCUGUGGGGAGUUUUCUCAAUUCAAAAGCUUCAGAUACCGGGAAGAGGUGACAGGACUGAGGAGGUCCGAGAGGAGGCGCUGUCACCGCUGCACCGAGGCGGGUUCGAAGUUCCGCGACGCCGCCCAGGGACCCCGCCCCAGGCCUGGAAUACGGACCGCCGCUCGCGGUCUCCUCUCUUCUCCCGCUGCUGCCCGCCUCGCUGCGCCCUCAGACCCCGAUGGCGGCGGUCGCGCUGAGGGAGCCGCCGCAGGGUGGUGUGACCUUUCUGGAUGUUGCUGUGCGCUUCUCCUGGGAAGAAUGGAGGCUCCUUGAUGAGGCUCAGAGACACCUGUACCUUGAUGUGAUGCUGGAGAACUAUGCACUUGUAUCCUCACUGGGUUGCUGCUGUGGAGCAGGGGAUGCAGAGGCACCUUUUGAACAGAUGGCUCCUCUGGGAGGGUCACAGGCCAGGACUCCCAAGGCAGCUUUGUCUUCCCAGAAGACCCAUCCCUGCGAGAUGUGUGGUCCAGUCUUGAGAGACAUUUUCCACUUGGCUGAGCACCAGGAAACACGACACAGCCAGAAACUAUUGAGGUGUGGGGUGUGUGCGAAACACUUUGAUUUUAGUGCAGACUUUCAGCAGCACCAGGAGCAACACAUGGGAGAGAAGACCUUCAGAAGCAGCAUAGACAAGGCAUUGUUUGUGAAGAGCUGCAGAUUCCAUGUGUCGCAGAAGCCAUUUACUUGGGGGACGUUUGAAAAGGACUUCCCUGCCAUCGUGGGACAUCUACAGCAACAGACCCCUCAAAGUGUGGAGAAGCCAAACCCAAUCUCCCAGUGUGGGUCAACUUUAAAAAGCCAGAUAAGUCAUCAUGCCUGGGGAGAGUGCAAGAAAACCCUCAGCCCCAAAGACACACUUGUUCAGGACCAGGGUGUCCACACUGGAAGACGGUGUUUUGUGUGCAGUGAAUGUGGGAAAGCAUUCAGGUACAAAUCCUCGUUUGUUGUGCACCAGAGAGUCCACCCUGCAAAAAGCCUUCAUGUGUGUGGUGAAUGUGGAAAAUCCUUUAAGCAAAGCUCAACCCUCAGUCAACAUCAAAGCAUUCAUCCUGGGGCAAGGCAGUACAAGUGCAGCAAUUGUGGGAAGUCCUUAAAUCACAAAUCUGUGUUCAUUCAUCCCCACACAUGGUGCAGUGGAGAAAACAGUUACGUGUGUAGUGAAUGUUCGAAAUCUUUUUCCUCUGGCUCAGCCCUCAGUUAUCAUCAAAGAUCUCACACAGGAGAAAGGCCUUAUGAGUGCAGUGACUGUGGGAAAUCUUUUAUCUCUAGGCCUGCCCUCAGAUAUCAUCAGAGAUCUCACACGGGAGAAAGGCCUUAUGAGUGCAGUGACUGUGGGAAAUCCUUUACCACUAGCUCUAACCUCCAUUAUCAUCAAAGAGUUCACACGGGAGAAAGGCCUUAUAAAUGCAGUGAAUGUGGGAAAUCUUUUAACAAUAGGUGGGUUCUCAUUCAACACCAGAGAGUUCACACAGGAGAAAGGCCUUAUGAGUGUACUGAGUGUGGGAAAUUGUUUAAAUACGGAUCCCAGUUGAAUCAACACCAGAAAGCUCACACUGGAGAGAAGCCAUUUAAGUGCACUGAAUGUGGGAAAUGUUUUAACAAUAGGUGGACACUCAUCCAGCACUGGAGAGUUCACACAGGAGAAAGGCCUUUUGAGUGCAGUGAAUGUGGAAAAUCCUUUAAUCGAAGAAAUAACCUCGUUUUACACCAGAGAAUUCACACAGGAGAACGGCCUUAUGAGUGCAGUGAAUGUGGGAAAUCUUUUACCUUUAGUUCCAGCCUCCGUUAUCACCAGAGAUCUCACACUGGAGAAAGGCCCUAUGAGUGCAGUGAAUGUGGGAAGUCUUUUAUCUCAAGGUCUGACCUCCAUUAUCAUCAGAGAGUUCAUUCUGGAGAAAGGCCCUAUGAAUGUAAUGACUGUGGGAAAUCCUUUAUCCAAAGAAAUAACCUCAUAAUACACCAGAGAAUUCACACAGGAGAAAGACCGUAUGAGUGCACCGAAUGUGGGAAAUCUUUUACCUGUGGUUCUACCCUCCAUUAUCAUCAGAGAGUUCACACUGGAGAAAGGCCUUAUGUGUGCAGUGAAUGUGGGAAAUCUUUUAUUACCACCUCCAAACUGCGUUGUCAUCAGAGAAGCCACGCUGGAGAAAGGCCUUAAGAGUGCACUGAAUGAGGGAAAUUUUACAAGGAAGUCUAACCUCUUUCAACAUCAGAGAGUUCCCACUACUCAAAGGCAUAGAUGUGCAGUUUCCUUGUACAGUGUAAGGGUCCUGGAGGAAACCUGAGGAGGAGCCAUCUGUCUGAAUUGAAUCUCAUACAUGUGAGCAUGCAGAGUGGGGAGGUUCCCUGUGAGUUUCAGUUAUGUGGGAAGUGUGUAUGGCUGUGUUACACUUUGGAACAUGCCCAUGGCGCUUCGAAGAUUUAUGUCACUGACAUCUCUGUAGUCAAGGCCAUUUCACCUGUACCACCUGGCAAGCCCACACAGUGUGCAUCAGUCACUUCCCAGUGCACUCAAGGAAGCUGAUUCCUCUUCUCCCAUGUAUUGGCCAAAUUAGGAGUCACUUGAGCCCUAGCAGAUCCUUCCCUUCGCUUUUGAAUACCUCGAGCAGGGACCUGACCCAGUGUUGGUCCGUAGAACAUCAUAUGACUUUGCUGGCAGCUUUCCAACAAGGAAAACAAUUUUCAGGGACAUGUUGGGUCAUGUGAUACUUGCGAUGAGUUUUUCUGUCUUGCAAGUCCUGAACUCCAGAACUCUCUGCCACACGUUCCUUUGGCUUGAACGAUAACAAUGGCCUUAUUCUUCUAAGUCCUUAUUCAUCUUGGGAGCUCUGUUCCUGUGUAGGGUAGUUUCUAAACAGAUUUGUGCUCUGUUUUACAGGUCUCACACUCUGUGCCUGAGGAGGGACAGUAUGAUUGCAGAAAAUAACUUGACAUUUUUGACCAAAUUUGUAUUGCUGCCCAGAGCCUCUUAGGAGAAACUGCAGGGCUUUCUGUUCCUCCUUUGAGGUUUUUAAGGAAACUUGGGUGACUCUGUGGAGGGGCAGGUGUUAGAAUCUUAAAAUAGUGCUUCUGAGAGCAGCAUGAAUUCCUUUUUCCAGAGUAGAGAUCACAGAGUGUUCCAGCACUGUUGAGGGGAUGUCUUCUAGAGGUCGACAGCUGUGCUCCCUGGCAUCCACGGUUCAUUGGGUAGUUUCACUGGUUCCAGAGGAAGCUGUAAUUGCUACAGAAACUCUGCUUUAGUAGGUAGUGGAGGAGACUGCAGCCAGCUAGAUGGAAUGUGCCUCUUCUUAAAGUUCAUCCACAAAUGUCUGUUUGACGAUGACUGUGCAAGAUGAGUGUGUGCACAAAUCUUAGGGCCUGUAGGCAUGUUUGUCUUGUGUAGCUGAAGACACGGUCAGAGAGGUUACCCAGGAAGUUUUGUGGAUUGCUGUAGCCUCACGGCCCUUACUGCCCAGGCAGGAAAGAAAAGAGAAAAGGGAACUUAUAUUCUGAGGAGGUGACCCUCUGGGUCCACGCAGCCUUCCUCCUGACUUGCAUGGAGAUUUUCAUUGCUCCCCAUAUCUGUUGCCACUGAGCCAAGACCAACCCCCAGAGGGCACAAGGAGAGAGAGGGUGGAGUCAGAACAGGGCUGCCAAACCUAUUUUCCAUAAAGAGUGGGACACAGAAGUUUUUUUAAAUCUUGAGCCAGUUUUUAAAGCUUUAUUGAAGUAUGGUUUACAUGUACUCAACAGCUUAUAUUGAAAUUACACCAUUUGAGAAGUUCUGAUGUAGGUAUAUGAACCUGUGAAAACAUUAUCCUCAUCCUGAUAAUGACCAUCCCUGUCACAGUGGAUGUAUGUCAUGUCCUUUUAGAAUCUCUCCUUGCCUUUCCCACCUCACCAGAUAACCACUGAUUCACUUUCCCUUACAAGAGAUAACCUUUGCAUUUUCUUUUAUUCAUACAGUUUGAAUCAUAAACGGUUUAUUGUUUUCUUUCUGAUUUCCUUUGUAUUUUGUGAUUUUGAGGUGUUAUUUGGGUAACUCACCUUUUUUUUCCCCCCUGAGUAAUAUUCUUAUCUUUGGAUAUGCUGCUGUUGUUUUAAUUAUCCAUCUCUUUAUGGGUCUUGAGGUUAUUUCUAGGUUGUGACUACUGGAAAUAAACCUGUUACAAACA